AUGCCUUCUGUGAUCUUCACCUACGACAACGGCAGAAAGGCGCUGCAGGAGCGCCUCGGCGACAAGCUCGCCAAGGAGGGCCUCCCCGCGCAGCUGCUCAUGUACGCCUGGGUGACGUCGACGGAGCGCGACUACUCGUACCUGUCGCAGAUCAAGCAGUACAAGCCGUUCAUCGAGAUCAUGCGCCACUCCUUUACCCGGCUCCUCUACCAGGCGGGCGCCAAGGACGCCGCGAGCCUCUGCACGCCCGACGACAUGGAAUACAUCCUCGCUGAGUACAAGCAGCUGAAGCCGCGCGAGGGCCUGGCCGAGAUGAUGGACCUGCUCCGCACGAGCGGGUUUGAGGUGUGGUGCUGCACCGACGCGAACCAGGACCGGGUCAAGGGCUACUUUGACAGCGCGGGCAUCGACAUGCCCCUCGAGCGCAUCCUCAGCGCCGACGAGAUCCGCGCAGGCAAGCCCGAGGCGGCCGUGUACCAGUGGGCCAUGGGAAAGGCAAGCAGCCUUCGGCCAGGCGAGAAGAACAUCUUUGCCGCGAGCCACGCCUGGGAUGUGGCGGCUGCCCGGAGCGCAGGCUUUGAGAUUGCAUACUGCACCGCGUACGAGUACGACCCAUGCGAGGCGAUCUACGGCGCGAUGGACAUCAUCGAGCCGGACCUCGCAAGCCUCGGCAAGGCCAUUGUGGCCAAGUACGGGGCAGCCAAGUGA
Molecule: messenger RNA, 708 nt
Organism: Acaromyces ingoldii
Lineage: Eukaryota; Fungi; Basidiomycota; Exobasidiomycetes; Exobasidiales; Cryptobasidiaceae
Product: haloacid dehalogenase
Exons: 3
Coding region: 1-708 (235 amino acids)
Source: RefSeq, a predicted model, not a curated record